AUGUCCCUAGCCGCUGCUAUACAAUCAAUUAAAUAUGCUUCCGGAACGAGUAUUCGCGAACAUUUCGCCUCCUCUGCUGGCUGGCUGGCUGACGACUGGGUGGCUGCCUUCCCGACAUUGUUGUCUCACCGCUGCUGUCUCAUCACAUAUCGAUCGUUGCGGACAUCUUUGGCAUAUUGCCAAACGAUCUCUUGCUCUUACAGUUCAUGUUGGUUAGACUGCAACUCUACACUCAUUCCCAGUCGACGAAAUUAUUGA
Haemonchus placei is the source of this 258-nucleotide messenger RNA. The record is from the annotation of a GenBank genome assembly. Lineage: Eukaryota; Metazoa; Nematoda; Chromadorea; Rhabditida; Trichostrongylidae.